CCCUGGUCGGCUUCCUUCCGCAGCGUGGAGGUGAAUGACAUUGGUAUCUUUCAUAAGCCUGUACACAUCUGCUGGGUGUGAAGAUGUCUUUAACCUUUUUGUUCAGAACAAUAACAAGAGAUGUCCCAAAGGUCAGCAUUUUCCAGCCUGUACAGUCCUUACACACAGGAUGUCAGCUGCUGGCAGCAGAGAAAGCCCUCCUGAUGAAACUGCGGAAAAGCACAGGCUACACGUUUAUUAACUGUAAGAAAGCACUGGAGAAGUUUGAUAAUGACAUGGCUCAGGCAGAGACGUGGCUGCAUGAGCAGGCCCAGAAGGAGGGCUGGAGCAAAGCAAGCAAGCUCGAAGGUCGCAAAGCCAAAGAGGGCCUCAUUGGUGUGUUUGUAGGAGAUAAAGCCGCAGUAAUGGUGGAGGUGAACUGUGAGACAGACUUUGUGGCACGCAAUGAGAAGUUUCAGCAGCUGGUUAGGGAUGUGACAUUUGCCACCUUGGCUCACCACAGAAAUAAAACUCAACGUCAGCCAGGAUAUGUGAAGAGUGUCCUGUCAAGUGAUGAGUUAAGCAAACUCAGUGUGGGUGAAGGAGCUUCAUUAGCUGACCAGGUGGCUCUCACAAUAGGUCGCCUUGGUGAGAACAUGUCUUUGAAGCGGGCAGUGACAGUGGGCGUCCCCGCUGAAUGGGAAAUUGGCUCAUAUGUACACGGGGGUGUCAGCAGCCAGACUGAGGUGGCCAUGGGCCGGUAUGGCGCUCUGGUCAUAUUUCAAGGUGGGAAGGAGGGAGAGCAGGAAACACUAGGUCGUAAACUGGGACAGCAUAUAGUGGGAGAGGCUCCUUUGUCUCUGGGUAACAUGGAUGAUCUGCCCUGUGGUGAAAGUGAGACACGCCUGCUACCUCAGACCUUUCUGGCAGACACCAGCAGGACUGUGGCACAGUUCCUCAGAGGUCAGCAGGCUCGAGUGCUGGACUUUGUGCGAUUUCAGUGCGGAGAAACACCUGACAACACAGAAUGAAGAUCGAGAAAUCAUUUAUCCAGAUGAAUUUGACAUGUUUAUUUCAUAUGUGAAUGAAAUUUAGGUUCUUGUUUAUUAUGUAGACUGAGGCAUCACAGUCACACAGUGUCAUGAGUUUGAAAGCGGAGUAUAUGGACCUGCCAAUGUUGGUGCCUGAUGAAUUGACCAAUCCAACAAUAAAAUGUUU
Archocentrus centrarchus (flier cichlid) is the source of this 1197-nucleotide messenger RNA. RefSeq names its product Ts translation elongation factor, mitochondrial (gene tsfm). The transcript has 6 exons. The record is from RefSeq and is a predicted model, not a curated record. Gene Ontology annotation, biological process: mitochondrial translational elongation. Gene Ontology annotation, molecular function: protein binding; translation elongation factor activity. Lineage: Eukaryota; Metazoa; Chordata; Actinopteri; Cichliformes; Cichlidae. The coding region runs from base 84 to 1010 and encodes 308 amino acids.